CCUCCGGACCGGCACUCAGGAAUCUCGCCCGCAGGGACCAACACCACGUGGACCCAGGAACUCCAGCUUCUCUCCACUUUAUGCACUGGAAGGGGCGGUCGCGGUGACGUUUCAGGCAACGCCUCUGCUGCCAGCCAAUAAGGAGCGGGGGACGCGUCGGGCCUUCGCUCAUUGGGCCACGCUGGCCCCGCCCCGCGGUGAUCGUGAGCCAGCCGGCCGGCUAAUAAAAUCCACCCCACACCCUCAGUGUCCGGCUUUUGUACGCUGGGUGUCGGCUCCGCCGGUCGCUCUUACUCCUUUUCUCCUGCUCCGUCUGUCUCUCCCAACCCCGGACGCCCGGCUUCCUGGUUAUAUUUUCCUUAUUUUUCCUCUCUCCUUUCGCGGUUCAGCAUGCAGAAAAAAGACGCCUCCUCACAUGGUUUCCUGCCUCACUUCCAACAUUUCGCCACGCAGGCCAUCCAUGUGGGCCAGGAACCAGAGCAAUGGACCUCCAGGGCUGUGGUGCCCCCCAUCUCACUGUCCACCACGUUCAAGCAAGAGGCGCCUGGCCAGCACUCGGGUUUUGAAUAUAGCCGUUCUGGAAAUCCCACUAGGAAUUGUCUGGAAAGAGCAGUGGCAGCACUGGAUGGGGCUAAGUACUGUUUGGCCUUUGCUUCAGGUUUAGCAGCCACGGUAACUAUUACCCAUCUUUUAAAAGCAGGAGACCACAUUAUUUGUAUGGAUGAUGUGUAUGGAGGUUCAAACCGGUACUUCAGGCAGGUGGCAUCUGAAUUUGGAUUAAAGAUUUCUUUUGUUGACUGUUCCAAAAUCAAAUUACUAGAGGCAGCAAUUACACCAGAAACCAAGCUGGUUUGGAUUGAAACUCCCACAAAUCCCAUCCUGAAGAUGACUGACAUUGAAGCAUGUGCACAUAUUGUCCAUAAGCACGGAGACAUUAUUUUGGUCGUGGAUAACACUUUUAUGUCCCCCUAUUUCCAGCGGCCUUUGGCUCUGGGAGCUGAUAUUUGUAUGUGUUCUGCAACAAAAUACAUGAAUGGCCACAGUGAUGUUGUAAUGGGCCUGGUGUCUGUUAAUUCUGAAAGUCUCCAUAAUAGACUUCGUUUCUUGCAAAAUUCUCUUGGAGCAGUUCCAUCUCCUAUUGAUUGUUACCUCUGCAAUCGGGGUUUGAAGACUCUACAUAUCCGAAUGGAAAAGCAUUUCAAAAAUGGAAUGGCAGUUGCCCAGUUCCUGGAAUCUAAUCCUCGGGUAGAAAAGGUUAUUUAUCCUGGGCUGCCUUCUCAUCCACAGCAUGAGUUGGCGAAGCGUCAGUGCACAGGCUGUACAGGGAUGGUCACCUUUUACAUUAAGGGCACUCUUCAGCAUGCUGAGAUUUUCCUCAAGAACCUAAAGCUAUUUACUCUGGCUGAGAGCUUGGGAGGAUACGAAAGUCUUGCUGAGCUUCCGGCAAUCAUGACUCACUCAUCAGUUCCUAAGAAAGACAGAGAUGUCCUUGGAAUUAGUGACACAUUGAUUCGACUCUCUGUGGGCUUAGAGGAUGAGAAAGACCUACUGGAAGAUCUAGAUCAAGCUUUGAAGGCAGCACACCCUCCAAGUGGAAGUCACAACUAAUAUUCCACAGCUGCUGUUAGAAGCUACUUCCUGCGAAGAUCAAAUCUUCCUUGAGUAAUUAAAUGGACCAAUAAUGAGCCUUUGCAAAAUUUUCAAGUGAAAAUUUUAAGGCACCUCAUUAUCUUUCAUAACUGUAAUCCUCUUAGGGAUCCUCUCUGGUAAAAAGUUUUCUGUAAGUCAUAAUUACAGGGCAAUUCUGUUAAUAUCUUUUUGUUAAUUUUGCUAUAUGUUUGCCUCUGAAGGAGGUGAGAUUUGUGCUGCUUUGGGGGAUCAUGCUCUUUUUUCAUGUCUAAGAUUGAUUUUAUUCAUGUUUACAAUGUAAUGGUAAUUCAUUUUUGAUGUUUUGUGAAGAAUUUAAAUUUAAAUGAAUUUUCUUAAAUAAAUUGUGAUUUUUUUUGCAUAUUGUUGAAAAGAACAUUAAAAACAAUGGUUUACACUUAA
Molecule: messenger RNA, 2049 nt
Organism: Callithrix jacchus (white-tufted-ear marmoset)
Lineage: Eukaryota; Metazoa; Chordata; Mammalia; Primates; Cebidae
Gene: CTH
Product: cystathionine gamma-lyase
Biological process (GO): transsulfuration
Cellular component (GO): cytoplasm
Molecular function (GO): cystathionine gamma-lyase activity; pyridoxal phosphate binding
Source: RefSeq, a predicted model, not a curated record